GAUACUCGAGAGUUUUGCUUGUGAGAGAUCCAAAAACAAAAAAAGUAUGGCAUGGUUUGCUAGAUCCAUUGCCAAUUCUCUGAAGAUCGAUGAGGAUGAUGAUGAUGAAAAAGAAACGAUGAAUGCCAAAUCGAUUGAAGAUUCCGGCUCAGAUCAACCGUCUUCACCAUCGGUGUUGCAAUCACAGUCUCCACGAGGCGUCAAGGAAGACAUCUCUGAACUCACCAAGACCUUGAGAAGUCAGCUAUGGGGUGUUGCUUCUUUCCUCGCGCCACCGCCUUCUUCUUCCGAUUCGUCUGAUCACGUUGAGGAGACUCGGAGGUCGUCGGAUCUCGCGGAGAGUGAUGAGGAUCUGAUUGCUGGGAUUAGGAACGAUUUCGUGGAGAUCGGUGGUAGAUUUAAGACCGGGAUCUCGAAACUCUCUGGAAACUUACCUGUAUCGGAGUUCACGAAGAUCGCUUCUAAUUUCUUGCAAUUGGGAUCGGAAGGUGCGGACUCCAAGGACCGUGAUGUUGCGGUUGGAGAUGCGAUUGGUGUGACUGAGGAAGUAGUUGUGUUUGCUAGGGACCUUGCGCUGCAUCCUGAGACAUGGCUUGAUUUCCCCUUUCCUGAUGAGGAUGAUAACUUUGAUGACUUUGAAAUGACUGAUGCUCAGUAUGAGCAUGCGCUGGUUGUGGAAAGGUUUGCACCGAGUCUGGCUGCGUUGAGGGUUGAGCUUUGCCCUUCAUACAUGAGCGAGUAUUGCUUCUGGAGGAUUUACUUUGUACUUGUGCAUCCUAUAUUCAGCAAAGAAGAUGCCUUGAUUCUCUCAACUCCUCAGGUACUUGAAUCAAGAGCACUAUUAUCUCACGAACUGCUGCAUAAGAGAAACAAAGGUCCAGUAGUGAUGCCAGAGAGUGGUGAUGCGGAAGCUGCUAGUGCAAAUGUGGUACCUCUUUCUCAACCUACUAAUCCUUCACCGAAAUCAGAACCAGAACCUGUCAAAACCAUCGCUGUGGAGACAGUACAUUCAACUGAAACAUCUGAGUUUGAGACAGAGAAGCACACAGUCGAGAGCAAGGAGAUACAAGUUGUCGACAAGCCUGUCAUCGAAGAAAGACCUGCAGCAGUGUCUCAUGACAAGCCAGUAGUCACUGGUUCUUCACCUAGGCUUAUUGAUGUUCAAGUGGAUGAUGAUGAUGAUGUUGAUGAUUGGUUGAAGGAUGAAGAUAAUGCAGGAACGGUUAGCACGGUCACCAACCAUCCUGUGCAGGGUGAGGAUGAAGAUGUAUCCUUCAGUGAUCUUGAAGAUGACGACGACGUGCCUGUGAGUUACAAGAAAUGACACCUGAAUCCUUCAGACCAAAGUCACUCACUGUUAAUCAAAAGAAGGCUGCCACUGGAAGAAUAAUGUCCCACGGCUGGUCAGGUUAAGCGAGGCGAAGAAAGAAAUCAAAUCGAUGGGCUUGAAUAUUGAUGAUGAACAACAUGAUGCUGUAUUUGUGAUUGUGACCCUCUCUCUCUAUAUGUUAUAUUAAGUUAUGUUUGUGAAUAGUUUUUGUAACACUGCCGUUUCCAAAACAAAGAAAAAGAUGCAUGGCUUUGUAUCUGUAAAUAAAACAGCUAUACAAUUGUGAUGAUAAUGGUUAAUUGGUUA
Molecule: messenger RNA, 1636 nt
Organism: Capsella rubella
Lineage: Eukaryota; Viridiplantae; Streptophyta; Magnoliopsida; Brassicales; Brassicaceae
Exons: 3
Coding region: 47-1324 (425 amino acids)
Source: RefSeq, a predicted model, not a curated record